This is a messenger RNA of Lymnaea stagnalis (great pond snail), 13429 nucleotides long. Lineage: Eukaryota; Metazoa; Mollusca; Gastropoda; Lymnaeidae. The record is from the annotation of a GenBank genome assembly.
AUUCAAUUAAAAUUUUAAAAAAUGGGGACUCCAGACGGUGCAAAUCGUGAAAUAUUUUUUUAAAUUCAGAUUAAAAUAAUUAUUAAUUUAUCUUUUUUCCACUUUCAUAAGAAAUGAUGAUAAUAAUAAUUUUAAUUACUUUAAAAUGUUCUGUCGUAAAUUUAUCAAAUAUUGUACUUGCCCAAAACAAACCUUGUUCAACCUCUGUCGAUUUCCGGAGUUGAUAUAAGACCUUCAUUGAAAUUUUAGCCACAUUUAAUUUAAGGCAUACACGAAUUACAAGAUUGGGCUAAGAUGAUGGCAAUAUUCACAGACCUUAGACCACUCAUUGCACCACACUAUAUUACAAAUAUUAUUUUAGCCACUUUAUAUUUCAUUUUAAAAAAUACACCGAAUGUCUGUAGCUUGCUUUUCAGUUCCUGCACUCUGGAUAUGGUGAGUAAAUUUUUAAAAAAUCAUUUUUAUUUUAGUUUUUAGCGUACUAAGCUCAAUGCAAUGUAAAAUAAUGGAAGAGCAGUUUUAAUUGAUAUUUUUCUAGUUAACUUUUCAAAAUAAUUAAGUAACUUAAACUUAUUUCAUUAUUAAAAUGAUUUGGUAAUCUACCACUUAACUUACUUAAGUAGGCACUUGGCGGCGGCAGUUAUGAAAAAUCCGUUUAUUUUUAUUGAUUCAAAUAUGAUGCUGGUCUGUGUCAACACACGAAAUGGUGAAAACAUGUGGAUGCACGCAAACUGGAAAGACAGCUUUUAGCACAAGCCGCGAUUCUUUCCUUUCCUAUUUGCAUGAUCAUGAUUUCAUGAUCCGCAACCAGUCCAUUUGCAUGAAGACAUGAAGAUGAUAAUGAUAUUUUUAUAAACUCCAUUAUUACCUUGGGGGAGAACAAUGCAUAAUCUCAAACUCUUUCGUCUUUUCAAACAUUAAAUUAUGGCCGGCACUACGUACACCGCGGCGGUGUACCUAGUGAAACUAAUGACUUUUGCCUGCGUACACCGCGGCGGUGUACCUAGCUAAAUCAUGGUCUGUGGCCUGCGUACACCGCAGCGAUUUAAAGUAGCAAAACUAUGGUCUUUGCGAGUCUUUAACUUUUUGGCCUAACCGGUACUUGUAGAUUUAAUGUUAUACUCGUGUUAAAACUGAAAACUAUUUAAAAUUCGUUUAUUACCUUGGGAAGAUAUUGAGUAAGUUCCACGCUUAUGUGGCAAAGUGCAUGUAAAGCAUUUCUUAUUAUUUUUGGAAGGGAGGGGGCUGAGGGUGUAAUGUUAAACCAUGUUUUAUUUUUAAAUUUAACCACUUUAUUCCCCCCUCCCCCAAUAUAUUGAAAUACAAAUAUAUUUAUUAAUUGUAAGUUUUAUCAUAUGAUUGUGAAUCUUAAUUUGAAAUUAUUCUCUCAUGCCCCCCCCCCCCAACCCAGUUGUUUUUUUUUGGGGGGGGGCAUUAUAAAUAUAACAUUAAAUGUGAUCCCUCGGGGCGUGGUGUAAAAAUGAAUGGGAAGACUGUGAAUCUAUUUUGUUAAAUUUAACCACUUUAUUCCCCCCUCCCCCAAUAUAUUGAAAUACAAAAAUAUUUAUUAAUUGUAAGUUUUAUCAUAUGAUUGUGAAUCUUAAUUUGAAAUUAUUCUCUCAUGCCCCCCCCCCCAACCCAGUUGUUUUUUUUUGGGGGGGGGCAUUAUAAAUAUAACAUUGAAUGUGAUCCCUCGGGGCGUGGUGUAAAAAUGAAUGGGAAGACUGUGAAUCUAUUUUGUUAGCACCAAGAUAUAAUUACGCCACAAAUAGGUCUACACCACGGGAAGAGAAUCACAUGCUCAUACAUUGAUCAUGAAGUCGUGAAGUUGUCCGAGGCAUUGUCAUUGUGAUACCUAGCAUGUGUCAACACAAAACAACAGUAUGAUGAUUAAUACGAAACACUGCAGUGAUUUUUAAAAGUCUUUUAACAAUAAUUAAAUAUCAUUGAUUUAGUUUUACAUUGGCAUUACACAUUAGUAAAAAAUGCUGGCAGAGGGAGGGGGGAUGCAAAAGGUAAGUUGGAUGUGCGGACGUCCUUUGGGGACAACCCCUAUCCUGAGCCGUGAUUUGUGAAUGCCCCCUUUUUGGUUAAGUCUCUGCCCACAACUUAUCACCACCCCCCCUCCCCCAGCAAGGAUCGAUUUCCUAACAAAAAAACAACAACAAAAACAAAUACAAAAACUUUGACAUAGCCCAAAUCCUGUCCCAAGCCCAUUGUGCAAUGGUUUCUGUGAGAAAACGUUGUGUUUUACCCUGAGAAUAGCACAUGCCAUGCCAUUCUGGAAACAAAGUCCGUCAUGAAAAGGGUAAAUACAGACCUAUGGCUUUGCUUUACAGUUUGCUAGCGCUCCACAAGUUUCUAAAUUCGAGGUGUUUUCAAAAGAUUUGCUGUGAGACUGAGUGUUGUGAAUGAACCUCUGAUAUCGUGUGUACAUUUUGCCAAUGCAUAAGGCAUAGUGAAAGCAAGAUGGUUCAAGGUUGAAAUACGACCAUGUACAUUAAUAUUCAUAUGGUAUGAAUAUUAUUCAUACUGGUAUUUUCUUUGGGUGUUCGUAAAAGUAAAAUGUAAAUAUUCAACUACACGAAGAAUGUUAAAAUACAAUAGAAUAACAGUUACUUAGUAUUCAUAAUGUUUCUCUUAUACAUGUUACAUUGACAUACACUAUACAUGAUCAGCAUGUAUUACAUGCGCUUUCAGAAACUUUAAGUUUGUUUUCAAAUGUCUAAAGUCUUAUUAAUAAAUUUACCGGUAUUUUCAAAGUCAAAGGCCGGCACAACUUGUUGAAACACUUAUAUAUAUAUAUAUAUAAUUAUAUAAAGUGUAAUAUAAAUAAAUAUAUAAAGUGUAUUUAAUAUAAUAUUUAAACAUAUAUUUAAAUUGUUUAAAUUGCUACAAAAUAUUUUAAACUAAAAUGGGAGGAAAAAAAACUUGAUCCCCUACUGAGAUUUGAUCUCAAACCAUAUUAUCGCCAAGCGUCCACUCUGCUACUUGACCACACAAGAUUUUCUCUAACAAGCAUAUCUUAAAACCAGGCCAAUGGUACAUUUUUGCCGCGGUGUACCCAGGCCAAAGCCCACGCUUUCACUAGGUACACCGCAGCGGUGUACGCAUCCACUUCGUUAAAUUAUUUAAAUUUUCAUUUUUCAAAAUUGUUUAAAUUGUUUUAUUGUUUAUUUUUAAAUUUUGUCUUGGAUCAUUUAAAUAUGUGCUGAAAUGAAUGUAUACAAUUUCAUAAAAAACAUUUACAUCUAUUUGGAUUAAUAAAAUAAUUUUAUCUUAACAAUAAAACAAUAAAAGUUUAAAUUGCACUUUAAACCGGAACAAAAGGGUUUUUUUCAUAACCGACCCUUCAUCAUCAGUCAGAUUCAGUGGGCAUUUGGGCAUGGGCCCUUCAUCAUCAGUCACAUUCAUUGGGCAUUAGGGAACAUGCUCUUCAUCAGUCAGAUUCAAAGGGCAUGGGCCCUUCAUCGUUAUUCAGAUUCAGUGGGCAUUUGGACAUGGAACCUGCAUCAUCAGUCAGAUUCAGUGAGCAUUUGGGUAUGGGCCCUUUGGAAAGUGGCAAUUAUGCACUCUCUACAGCUGUUCUUUGUUAAUAUAUGAGGUGUUAAUGUCAUCUGGUGUUUUUGGUAGGUAUUUAAGAAAUUGUCUUGAAGUGCUGAGCAGUGGAAGAAGUGAUGUGUUACUGUCUCAUCUGGAUGUCUGCAGAGGGGGCACAUUGGUGUUUCAUGCGGUUACGGUUGGAGUUAUGUUGUAUGUGUCCUGUGCACAGGCAAAAGAUUAUGACCUCUUCUUGUCUUUGGAGGCAAUACAUUUAUUGGAUCUUUAUUGUCAGGACGGGGCAUGUGUGUGAAAACACAUAUUCCUGUUUAGCCCAUAGCCAAUCCGUAGACCCUUACAUUGCUUUAAACCUUGUUUUUAAAAUUAGUAGACCCUUUGGUUGUAUUAGUAAUUAAACAAAAUUAAAUUUCACAUUUGAAAGUAUGCUGUAAUAGGGUUAGGCUUUUUAUGGCCAAUGAAUAAAUGAAGAUUUAUUUCAAAGUAUGCUGUAAUAGGGUUAGGCUUUUUAUGGCCAAUGAGUUAAUGAAGACUUUACUUCAAAGAUUGCUGUAAUAGGGUUAGGCUUUUUAUGGCCAAUGAGUCUAUGAAGACUUUAAGAUUAAGGUGGGUAGCAAUAUAGGCCAACUGCAUAAGGAUUAACUGCUUUAAUUAUAUAUUUAUGAUCAGACUUAAAACCACACUGCAGACCUGCAAUCUUUUUCAAUCAUAACAAAACGUGAAUGUCAUGCACUUAAAAAAAUGUAGGUCAAAUUAACUUUGCAGUAAUGAGACUACAACUACACUUGCUUAUCAAGCCUGAGUCUGUAUUUUUUAAACUAUUAAAUGGUAUACCAUAUUUACUAGUGUAUAGGUCACACCAUUAGUGUGUCUUAUAUUUGCUGUUGACUUGCAGAGAAUUCACACUAUAAUUUGGGGAGUAACAUAAAUAAUACCAGACCUGUUUACCCUCAAACUCUUAAAAUCGUACAAUACCAUCACAAAAUCAUUCAAUACAUUAUCUUAAUAGUAAAAACAUAAAAAUGCAGUAAAUAUAAGUAUACACCUCUAAAUCGUACAUUGUACGCCAAAAUUGUAAGAGCAAACAGGUCUGUAAUUCUAACAUUUUUGCAGACUUGGCUUAAUUAAAUGGUUUGGCAUUUUUUUGUAUGGAUUCCAGGGCUGCUCUGUUUUGGAUGAAAAAUUGGUUAAUCGAUACAAUCCUAAAAUCACUUGAAAUUUAAAGUCUUUUCUUGUGAAUCAGAUAAUAAAUAAUUAACAUCGGCAUUGCAUAAUGAGCAGUUUCAUUGGACGCUUUAUGGAUUAUGGUUGGAAAAGGUUAUAGUGUAAAGUCAAAUUGCUUUGGAAGAUUCAUUUUCUCCCUUGGCCUCCCCUAUGGUCAAACCUACCGUACACACCUUGUCUACCAAUACACUACUAUCUAUUUCAGAUCCCUGUGAUGUCACAUGGAAGGUCUCACCCAUGAUUUUUUUAUAAACUUUCUGUUAAAAAAUGUGUAUUUGCGGAAAUGUAUUAGGUCUAAAGUAAUUUAAAUUUAUGUCAAUUUUCUUUAACAAUAUGAAUUCAAAUGUAUAAAUAUCUCCACAGAGAGAGUGGGAGUGGCUUACUUUUCUGGCCUGUGUCAUUGUUCUCAAAAACAGAAAGCAAGGUAAUUAAUUAUUUAUUAGGCCAAAACAUAGGCUUGCAAUCAAGUAUAUGUAGGCUUGCAAUCAAGUAUGUGUAGGCUUGCAAUCAAGUAUGUGUAGGUUUGCAAUCAAGUAUGUGUCGGCUUGCAAUCAAGUAUGUGUAGGCUUGAAAUCAAGUAGGUGUAUGCUUGCAAUCAAAUAUUUGUAGGCUUGCAAUCAAGUAUGUGUAGGCUUGCAAUCAAGUAUGUGUAGGCUUGCAAUCAAGUAUGUGUAGGCUUGCAAUCAAGUAUGUGUAGGUUUGCAAUCAAGUAUGUGUCGGCUUGCAAUCAAGUAUGUGUAGGCUUGAAAUCAAGUAGGUGUAUGCUUGCAAUCAAAUAUUUGUAGGCUUGCAAUCAAGUAUGUGUAGGCUUGCAAUCAAGUAUGUGUAGGCUUGCAAUCAAGGAUGUGUAGGCUUGCAGUCAAGUAUGUUUAGGCUUGCAGUCAAGUAUGUUUAGGCUUAUAGUCAAGUAUGUGUAGGCUUGCAAUCAAGUAUGUGUAGGCUUGCAAAGUAUGUGAAUGGUGUCGUGUUUGAAAGUUUAUUGAAUAUCAAUAUUUAUAGUUUAAACUUAUGUCUCCAUACUUAGUACUGUCCCAACUAUAUGUUGUACAAAGUACCUGCAUAGACCAAUCAUAAUUGAAUCAUAAAAUAAGUUAUUUAAAUUUUAUUUUUAUGAUUAAUUUGACUUAAUUAAAUUAAAGGUUAAUUGAUUACAUGCUGUUGACACAUUUUUUAAAUUGAUUAUCUUAAUGACAGAAAACAUAAAGAUUUCAUUUUAAACCAUUAUUGUCACAGAUAAUUGCUGUAGCAUAAUUUUUUGGAUCUAUUUCUGUUUGCUUCAUUGAUGUACUAAAGAAAGUUUGUUUGGAAAAUGCUUCACCCCCCCCCCCCUUAAAUAUGCAUAAAUAAAAAAAUUACAUAUCUUUGCUAACUCAAUGGGGGGAUUUGAUCUAUGUUUGACAGAUAACAUGGCCUCUAAUUUUCAUGUUCUUUUUUUUUUUUUUAAAUAUUAGUUUUUGUAAGGUAUUUCAAUAAAAAAUCAUAGUUACAUCCUAAGAAAAGGUUUGGCUCCAAAAGUAUUCUCUUGUUUUGUCUUCACCUAAUUAAUAAUAUUUUUUUUUCAACUUUUAAACUUAAAUUGUAUUUUGUUUGCCCUCAAGGAAUUUUUUUUUUUUUUAAUUUUAAGAGUUGUUUCCUUUAACAAUAAUGACACAAGCUCUAAGUCUUAAAGAAUUUUGUUUUUUGUUUCCAGCCAGUAUUGUGGAAUAUAUGUCGAACGCAUGUUUAUUUGCCAAAGCCCUGAGUGUCAUCUGCUUUUUCAACUACAGUCCAGCUUAUGGAAUCCUCUAUGUGCUGUUGUGCCUGGGUAAGAAGAACAAAUUAAGGCUACAUUGCUAGAGAAAAAAAUCAGGAAUCAUUAAACACUGAACUGUACAGCAUCAGUAAACUCAGGAUAGCCACAGCCUCUUACAUUUGAACAAGUUAAUGUAUGGAAAAUUUAAAAUUUUCUUGAGCUCAUAUGUUUUUUACCCUAGCUAUUUUUUUAAAUUUCAUCAAUAGCUCAUGUGAUGUUUUUACCCAAGCCUGUUUAUCAAGGGCCUGAAAGCAUUGUGUACUUCAGAGGACCAAAUUUGUGUGUAAGUUCCAAAAGUGUGGUAGGGAAUUUGUUUAAAAUAAGUUUAAAUGACAGAUUGUUAGUUUUCAGAAGUAUUUUUUUUUACUUUUAAUUAAAAUUGAAAUGAAAAAUAUUCAAACAUACAUCCAUUUGUGAAAAAUGAAAUCCUUUAUUUUAAGUAACUUUAAAUCAUCAACACUCCAUGCUUUUUUUUUUUUACAUUACAGGAUGAGAUAGCCAGAGACAAGCGAGUCACUUGGCUGAUAACCUUCUAUGUUGCUUGGUCACCAAAGUGUGUCAAUUUGGCACCUGUUUUUUCUGAAAUUUCCAAUGAGUAAGUUGCACUGAAGUCAUAAUCAUUUCCAAAGAGUAAGUUGUACUGAAGUCACAAUCUUUUCCAAUGAGCAAUUUAUACAUAAUUUAAAUUAUAUUUAAUCAUUCAAAGACUAUGUACAAAAAUAAAUAGCUCUUAUUUUUAACUUCCUUUUUUCAGGUACAAUUUAGAAAACCUGAAAUUUGGAAAGAUUGAUAUCUCUAGGUAUCCUAACAUUGCUGAAAAGUAAGUAUCUGAAAUUCUGAAAGAUUGAUAUUUCUAGGUGGGAUGAAAUCUCGCUGGUCCUUCAAAUUUCUUCGGAAUAUAUAAACACCAUCUUUUGAAAAGGCCCCACCCUUAAAAAUGUUUAGGAUGAAUUAUUCCCCUUUGUUGUUCCCAUGAACCGCUCACUAGAACGAAAAGCGAAAAGCCAUGUAUUGAACUACAGAGUGAAAACUACACCCCACCCUACCCCCUUUUUUUUCCAUACCAUGAGUGAAAUGUUAACCAGUGGAAAUCUUACCACACUUCUAAAUAUUAACCUCAUUGGUCUCUCUCAGAUUUGGAUUUACCCAAUGACUGUAAAUCCACAUUAAAUACCGGUACCCAGGUAAAGUUUAGAAUCAUUCUUUCAAGAUCUUCUAACAAAGUUAUCACACUCAUUACUUCGAGAGUGUGAAGCCUUUUAACCUACCUGGUUACUAUUUUGCCAUAUUGCCACGGCGCAAGAAAUCACUUCACCUUUGCAGCUGUAUUGAGGAAUAUUUGAGCUCCGCCCAGUACCCCUCUGGAAGAACAAGCUGUUAGCCUGCAUGAUAGGACCACAUGCUGAUAGGACUUAAAACCCACGACAGACACAUUGCUGGGAAGUACGUACUAGGGAAAAAGCUAUUCCGCAACUUACUGCUGGAAUUCCCCUUUUCGUUAUCGCCCUGAGAAGCCACGAAGGAGAGUUCUGAAGAAACCACUUCCAAUGUUGAAGUGACCUCCCAAAUUGAUUGAUCAAGCCAUGUCAUCAAAACUAAUUUAUGUGAUUAAGCUAAAUCUAAACGGUCUGAUCAUGAAGAAUUCUGUUACAAAUCAAUCCAAUAUUAUGUUGAGAAAGCUAAGUAAACAGUCUGAUCAUAUAGAAUUCUGUUACAAAGCAAUCCACUAUUAUGUUUAUAAAGUGAAGUCUAAAUGGUCUGAUCAUAUAGAAUUCUGUUAAAAAGCAAUCCACUAUUAUCACAGAAGGCCAAAUGCUGUAGUCUAGACAUAAAUGAUUUGUAAAUAAUUUUUUUCACAUUCUUAACCAUUUUAACUUAUAUGUAAAUAAAUAAAUUCUUUCAAUUUGUGAAAUUUUGUUAUGGAUUCUUAGAUAUUAAGAUAGAAAUGAAUAUUUUGAUAAUUAUGUCCCUUAGUGACCUACCCUUAAAAGUCAUUUCACCACACUAGGUAUCCUAAAAUUGCUGCUAACACACAUUCAUCUUGAUACAUUUAUUUCAUAGGCUUAUAUUCCUACAUGUAUUUCAUACCUUUAAGUUAGGCUCAUAUACCUACAUGUAUUUCAUUCCUUUAAGUUGGGCUCAUAUACCUACAUGUAUUUCAUACCUUUAAGUUAGGCUCAUAUACCUCCAUGUAUUUCAUACCUUUAAGUUGGGCUCAUAUUCCUACAUGUAUUUCAUUCCUUUAACUUUAAGUUGGGCUCAUAUACCUACAUGUAUUUCAUACCUUUAAGUUAGGCUCAUAUACCUACAUGUAUUUCAUACCUUUAAGUUAGGCUCAUAUUCCUACAUGUAUUUCAUACCUUUAAGUUAGGCUCAUAUUCCUACAUGUAUUUCAUUCCUUUAAGUUGGGCUCAUAUACCUACAUGUAUUUCAUACCUUUAAGUUAGGCUCAUAUACCUACAUGUAUUUCAUACCUUUAAGUUAGGCUCAUAUACCUACAUGUAUUUCAUACCUUUAAGUUAGGCUCAUAUUCCUACAUGUAUUUCAUACAUUACAUGUAUUUCAUACCUUUAAGUUAGGCUCAUAUUCCUACAUGUAUUUCAUACCUUUAAGUUAGGCUCAUAUACCUACAUGUAUUUCAUACCUUUAAGUUGGGCUCAUAUACCUCCAUGUAUUUCAUACCUUUAAGUUAGGCUCAUAUACCUACAUGUAUUUCAUACCUUUAAGUUAGGCUCAUAUACCUACAUGUAUUUCAUACCUUUAAGUUAGGCUCAUAUUUCAUACCUUUAAGUUAGGCUCAUAUACCUACAUGUAUUUCAUACCUUUAAGUUGGGCUCAUAUACCUACAUGUAUUUCAUACCUUUAAGUUGGGCUCAUAUACCUCCAUGUAAAGUUGGGCUCAUAUACCUCCAGGUAUCUAUAAUAAAUUUAAUAAUCCUCCAUCUUUCCAAUUUCCUCAGAUAUGAAAUCAACACAGGUGCAUUGUCACGCCAGUUGCCUACCAUUAUAUUAUUCCAGGAGGGCAAGGAGACGGAAAGACGGCCCAUUCCAACAAAGCAUGUGACCUUAAAGUUUGACUUUACCAAGGUAAAGUUUUUACUGCAUACAAUUAGAAGCUAAAAACAGAGAUCAAAAUUUGGUAAUGGACUUUUUGAGCACAUUUUAAAAUGUUUUCAUCAGGUAUUUUAGUUUCCACUUCAUUGUUCUGUCCUUGACAUUCCUACAAUCAACUUUUUAUUUCACUGACCUCUAUAAGUUAUAAGUGUAUUUUUCUCAUCUGCAGCCAAAUAUUAUCAAAGAAUUUAAACUGAAUGAAAUCUAUGCCCAGUGUAAAAAAAGCCUAGCCUCUCGUAAAAAGCCCAACACUACGGGCGAUGGAAGUGAAACAAAGAAAGACAAGUAGAGAAGUAGUUGUGUAUUGAGAAGAAUUUUGUUAUGAAGCAGUGCUGCAACAAGAACAAUAUAAUCUAUUGACCUGCAGUAGGGGAGAAGUUUGUAAGGAAGGAUCUGCUGAUGUAGAAAUGGCUCUUGUGUUUCCAAAUCUCAAGGAAUGAACAGAUCUAUUUUAAAACAAGUUUUGGGAGGAGUCAAAGGUCCGACCUAAUUGUUGUACAUAAAAUAUUGUUUUUAAGAUCUGAUCUCACCAAACUCUUAAAAAUGCAGCCAUUUUUAAAAUUGCACAAGUGGAUGGUGUGUAUUUUAAUGUUUAAAUUUUUCACUUGUUUUAAGCAGAACAUUGUAGGACAUUUCUCACAAAAUAUUUGAGAGGUUAUAAAAAACAAAUAUUUGAGAUACAUUUGAGAAAAUCAGAAGUUUUAUGUUACACUAUUACACAGACUUAGUCAAAGUUUACUAAUCCCAGGUCACAUUUUGUCAUUUAGUAGCCACUGCCAAACGUACAAUUUAAAUGGUUUCUUUGCUUCAUUCGAAAAGUGGCUGACAAAUGAUGUUCAUAUUUUAUCAUUUCAAUGCUUCAUUCGAAAAGUGGCUGACAAAUGGUGUUCAUAUUUUAUCAUUUCAAUGGUUCAUUCGAAAAGUGGCUGACAAAUGUUCAUAUUUUAUCAUUUCAAUGUCCCUUGUACACACAGAUGUCCACUGACAGACAAAAGGAAUGAUCAUUUCAAUGUACAUUGUACACACAGAUGACCACUGACAUACAAAUGGAAUGAUCCUUUCAAUGUCCAUUGUACACACAGAUGACCACUGACAGACAAAUGGAAUGAUCAUUUCAAUGUACAUUGCCUACUCAAUAACCGCUUGCCACCUUGCAUUUAUGUUCUAUCAAAUGAUUCAUUUAUGACCAAUAUGCAUUGAAUUGGAGAUUUCUGUUGUUUUAAAUGUUGAAGCUAUUUGGUGACAUUGAGCAAAAAUCAUUACUAGCUUUCUACAACUAUAUUUUAACUCACAAGAUGAAAUUACUGUGUUGGGCUGACCUGUAGGGCUGCAGUUGUCUACUGAAAUUAUAGAUAGAUAUACUUGGGGUAGAGGAAAACCUGAAGGACAACAUCUUUUGAUUCUUUAACAUCAGAGGUAUAUUUACCAAUUUACUUUUAUAAAAUUGUAGGAAAAUGAAUUUCUUUUCCAAACAUUUCAGUUAUUUAAAGCAAGUCGCUAAGAUCAUACAUGGUAUUUUCAAUACUUUUUUUUCAUUCUUCAGGCUUUCCUCUACCCUGAGUAUAUUUGUAAUUGCUUGAACCUGAAUGCAGUCCUCCCAGUAUAUCUCUUAUGAAAGUGCCAACCCAGUUUUACACCCUCCUACUUUCCUACAUCUGUCUGCCUGAUGUAUCACAUAUCAGGUCACCCAACAACAUACAUUUUAUAAAAUGACUGCUCAAGUUUAGUAUUAUUGUUUAGAGAGUAAGGUUAUUGUUUUGUGAAGAAUACCGGAUGUUUCUAUUCCUCAGUUGCAAGUGUUGUAAGUUUAGCAUGGCUUUCCACACCGUUGUUUCUAUUCCUCAGUUGCAAGUGUUGUAAGUUUAGCAUGGCUUUCCACACCGUUCACAAUACUUUGGUCAGAGUUUAUAGAACAGGAACACAUAGAAGGCAUUGAAAGUUCAUGGAGGAAUGACUCUUUGUAAAAUAGCACUAGUGCGAUGGUGGUGUUUUAAUGCUGGCAACAGUGAUUAUGGUGAUGUUAUGUGAACAAUAUUUCAUGAUGUAUCAAUGUUUCACAUGACAGGCACAUGCAUAAUAUACAUACUUAUAUGUGUGUGUUCUUUAGAAUCAAGUGUUUUAAGUAACCAUUGGUAAUGGCAUUGGCAGUUUUGUUAAUCAAGUGAAUCACCAUAAUCACUUGUCCAUGUUAUUGCCACGUCCCCAAUUUGUUGAAAUGAAGAAUGAAUUUCAACAAAAUGUUGCCUGAAUUAUUAAUUUUUAUUAUGCACUCAAGUACCCGGUAUAAAAAAAUAGUAAUUAUAAUAAAAAAGACAUUCCUAUGAUAAUUGGUCAAAAAAUAAUUGUCAGUACGGCAAAUGCCCAGAAUGUAUGCAUUAUAUAUAUAUUGGGUGAAUAACUGAAUUUGUGCAAACCUAUUUAAUUUGUACUUAUAUACUUCAAAGGUGUUAGUGAUAUUUAUAUUCAGAUUAAAAAAACCGUCAUAAUUGUCCUUUUGGCUUUUUAUAAUUGUUUGUAUUAUUUUAACUGAAAAUUUUAUUAAUCAUAUCAAAUAAUAAUAAUAUAUACUAUUGGUAUUUUAUAGAUAUAAAACACAUUAUUUUUUUUUCUAACAGCAAAAAUGUAUUUUAACAGGGCCUUAAGGUUAUGCAUGAUAUUUUCUCUGGCAGAUCAACCAGGAAUUAGAAAGCUGUUAAUUACAUUGUCAGCACCGGCUCUUUGCUUUACUGAUGGGACAUCAGCGAUUAGCUUAAUUUUCUGGUAAUUUAUAAUACAUUAAGUGAGGGAAUAGACAGAUCAGGGCAGCACUUGAAGACUUCAAUUCAAUCCUCUCUCCUUGAAAGUGUUAGUGGCAAUGACAAUACGUUGGAUCUCACUGGUGCCCUCAUAGAUUUCAGUAAUCCGUGCAUCCCUGUAAUGGCGCUCUGCAGGCAUAUCCGAAACAUAGCCCAUGCCCCCAAGUAUUUGUAUGGCCUGAAAAAAGAACAGGAACAUUAAAUAUCAGGAGCUGAGACUAGUGAAAGCACUCGUUAAAUAGAAGAUUCAUGUCAAUGAUUGUCAAGGACAAUUCCUCAUUCAAAUAUAUUUACCAAUGCUAGUGAAAAUAAAGACACUUGUUAUUAAAUUAACACUCUGAUACAGAUUAAAUAUUUGCAUAUUGUUGAUUAUCAAUAGAGUAUUGAUCUAAUGUGCUGAAUCCAAAGACGUGUCAGAGUAUUGAUCUAAUGUGUUGAAUUCAAAGACAUUAACACUCUAGCCUUACACUGUGAGCAUUAAAUGUUGCCGUUUCUGAAGCUGCCAGUUUGGCCAUUGCUGCCUCCUAAAAUAAGAUAGAGCAACAAAAAUCAAUUCUGUAUUUCAAAACAAGGAAACAGAAGUAUGUCUUACUUUAUAACAACAGUUGGUUUGAUGUAAUGCACUGUAACAUUCAUAAAUGACAACACUGUCAUGGUAAACUUUGGUAAAUAACUCACUCUGGUGUAAAAUACCCGGUACACCAUUUAUUUAUACUCAGACUGUGAAAUUUGUUAAAUUGAUUGAAAAGGAGCAGACAUUUUAUCAAUUAAUUAAAGUUUAUUUUCCAAAGACAAGUUUGGUAAGGCUGUGACUGUGAGAAUGGUCCUAGUUUUAAAGUGGCAUUCAUUAAGCAAUAAGACAAAUAUUGCUGAUGACUUGAUUACCUUUGUAAAGUUUCUCCCUGCAUCUUUUAACAUGGCAGCCUUCCAUGUAAGGAGACGUGCA